Drosophila sechellia is the source of this 1297-nucleotide messenger RNA. It is a transcript of the gene sigmar, whose product is annotated as Tumor necrosis factor alpha-induced protein 8-like protein sigmar. NCBI's taxonomy places the organism in Eukaryota, Metazoa, Arthropoda, Insecta, Diptera, Drosophilidae. The record is from RefSeq and is a predicted model, not a curated record. Gene Ontology annotation, biological process: regulation of apoptotic process. Gene Ontology annotation, cellular component: cytoplasm. The transcript has 4 exons. Bases 256 to 888 code for a protein of 210 amino acids.
UGAUAUUUUGUUUUUGUUGCUGUUCGCUGAGUUGUUUUAUGUUUAAUCGAAGUUGCGCAUAAAUUUAGCUGCAAAUCGUACGCAGUUCGCGGGCUUAAAUGCAGCCACCCCCUUUCAGUUGCUUUCGCUAGCACUUCGAUUCCCAGACACUGGUCAUCAGACGCACUCACACUCAUACACACAUAUACUCAGAUACGAAGCAAGGACUCAAGGAUUCGAUUCAAGGACUGCAGCAACAACAACAACACAGCCGCGAUGUCGGUGGCCGGGCUUCGACAAUGUCUGCUGCUUUGGAGCGUCGACUACUGGAACUUGGAAGUCAUGGAGGACAAUGUCUUCAAGUCGCACGAUAUCGGGCUGCGGGCGCAGAAGAAGAUCCUCUCACGCAUGGCCACCAAAAACAUCGCCAAGACCUUCAUCGAUGGCACGACGGCGUCGCUGCUGGACAACCUCUACAGGCUCUGCAAGAUGCACACGGGGAACAAGCCCAAGGCGGAGAAGCUGAUCAAGAACAUCAUCAAGAUCGUGAUCAAGAUCGGUGUGCUCCACCGGAACAAUCAGUUCAGCGACGAGGAGCUGCAGAAGGCGGAGCUCUUUAAGAGAAAGUUUCAGAACACGCAGCUGUCCAUCAUAUCAUUCUACGAAGUGGACUUCACGUUCGACCUGCCCUACCUGCAAAAGUCAAUAGCCGAAUCGCAAGUGGCGCUGAAGUCGAUUGUGCAGCCGCAUCUCACAGAGAAGUCGCUGGGCCGCAUCGACGAGGUGUUCGAUUUCUUCGGCGAGGAGGCGCUGCUGGAGACGGCUUUCCGAGCGGACUCUCCCUACCGCGAGGUGAUGGGAAAGAUCGUGGCGGACAUAAACGCCACAAUGGAAACAAGAGAUAUCUGAGGGGAGCCGCGAAGCGAGCUGAGCUGUAAUUGCGUGCUAUGAACGAAAGGCUAUCUAUCGAAACCAAAAAGCAGCCAGUAGCUAGUUGCGAAUGAAAAACGCUUGCUUAAAGCUCACCCACCAACACCACCACCACCAUCACCACCAAAAUACAAAAUCUAGGUAUAGAUAUGGGCCAGCAGCGGAAGAGAGGGCGCAGAGCUGGGAAGGAAAGGAAAAAGACAUGUGUUUAAGGAGGAGUUUAAUUUAGUUCAACUAGUGAUAUACCAUUGACAACAAUAUCAAAAGUGUAAAGACGUCCGUAUUGAUUAUUUUGAUGACAACGUUAACAUUCGUGUACUCAAGGUCUAUGUAGUAGUAAUUAGGAAGAACCAAAUGCAUUUCGCCAAAGGAAUUCACUAAACGGAAA